GAUUUUCGAUAUAUCGAUAUAUCGUCGCGAAUGUGUCAUUAAGGGAGUGUUUUUCCAGAAAAAAUGCGUAAAACUUUGUGAGGGAGGAAAAUGGCAAGUGCUUGUGUCUCCAGUAAAAUAUCUGGUGAAUUGGGGGAGAAGGCUAAUGUAGGAGACAGUCCCGACGAUGAGGACAAAAGUGUAUUGGAUGAUUUGACGAGUUCGAGCUCCCUCCUUGAGUUCCUCUCCCAUGAACACAAGCAGAAAUUUCUGGAGGAACUGCUGGAGGGAGCCAGCUCAGAUGUCGACGAAAGCAUCUUCGAGGAGAUCAAUCGUCUAUCCAACACGUCAGAUGACAGAAGUGUAGAGGAGAUCCUCAAAGAAGCAGAGAUGUUGAUGCUAUUAACGAGUCCAGCAGUAGCUUCCGGAAAGGAUGAGAAUAGCAAAAGGCCAUGUCCGGAAGUUAAUGUGGAGAAAGAAAAGGACAUACCGAAAGUUUCGUUAGAGCGACGAGCUGGCAGUGACAUGAAGAAGGUGGUACCAAGUGAUGAUAUUGUCAAUGUUGAUGAGUUUGAUGUGGAUGGAAAGAUUGAGAACCAGGAGAGUUCACCGCUACAGUCACCGGAGACGCCCAUUGAGGUGGUUUUUGUGGAAAAUUCCAGGGAUAAAUGCAUUGGAACUGAUAUUCAGUUUCUCGAUAAAUCCACAAAUCCUUCACCAAGGAGUCUUACUCCAGUAAAUGAUACUCCCUGGCCACCGCGUGAGAGGGCUCUUGAGGAUGAAAUUUCGCGUCUGCAGGAACAGUUGAAGGAUACUAAGGAGAGAUUUCACAGUCUUCGUCUGCAGCAUGAUACAAUGUCGUCUCAUCAUCGAUCUCUGCGUGAAUCCCAAUCGACGAUGCAGGAGGAGACAGAACGCCUUAAGUUGGAGGUGCAGCAUCUAACAGAAUGUGCUGGAGUUCUCAGAACAGAAGUCCAGGCAGCCCGGAGUGAUCGUGCUGAGGGUCAGGAAGUACUGAAAGUCCUGCAGACGGAACUUGAAGAAGCUCGUGGGGAAAAACGCAAACUCCAAGAACAAACUGAAAGGGAUGCCAAAGUAAUUCUUGACUUGCAGCGACAGUGCAAAGAAAUGGAAAGGAUACUCAUGAGAAAACAUCCGGAUUCUGUGUCAGCUCUUAUUGUGGCAUCCAAAGGAGUGGGAAAUGCCAAAGAAGAAGCUUCGACACGGCGCGUUCUCGAACAGCGAAUUGCCCAACUCGAAACUGAUGCCAAGGAGCAGGAUGCAAAAGCUCAGAAAAUUCUUGCCAAUGUCCAAGCCAAAUUCAGUACAGUUCAAUCCAAGUAUGAAACUCACAUUGCUGAUCUGGAGACUCAAGUUCUCAGUCUGCAAGAUCUCAAUUCCAAACUCACACACAAAAUUGAAUCUCAGAGUGCAAUAAUUCGCGAGAGGAACAGCACAGUCUAUGCUAGUAUCUUUACACAGACCGAAGAGCAGCCAGAAAGAGAAUUCCCCAUCGAGAAGAUUUCAACGGGCACGCAGACGGAGCAGAAAGUCGCUGUGGGAAAACCAUCAUCAACGCCAGCGACUGUCAAGAAAUCAGCAUCUUCUAGUCGAAUUGUCAAUUCCUUCUCGGAAUCUCAGAUAAAUCAUGGAAAUGAUCCCCAUCUCAUGGCCACAAUUCGUGGGAUGAGAGUGGAUUUGGCCAUCAAGGAGAAAGCCCUGCAGAGGCUUACGAGAGAACUGGAAGAGUGCAAAAAGACAAUUCGGAAGGCACAGCAGAAAGAAAGGGAAGUCGGUUUGGCACCAGUAGCAAAAAAUAUCACGAAAAAGGCCUCAGAGGCCGAUGGUCAGAACAAUGUUGAAGCAAUUGGCCUGAAGGAGGCCCAGAACAAAAUCAAACUCCUCGAAUUUGACUACAAAUCCCUCCAUGAUAAACGCCUUCAGGAUCUUCGGACUCUGCAGGCGGCUCACGAGAAGGAAUUGGCUUCAUGCCAUGAAACCGUCAAUAUCCUCCAGCAACGUCUCAAGGAGAGAGAUGAAGCCUUUGCCAUGCAGAAGCGUCGAAGAGUUCCUGUGGAUUACUAUGCCUUAAAAGCCAAGAACAUUAAAUUCGGAGAAUCACCUCAAGCCAAUGAGCUGCAGUAUCUGGGAAAGUAUAUGUCAUGCGAUCCGGCUCUUGCUCUAGUUCUGCCUGCGAAUUUUAUUGAAUUGUCCUCGGAUUCUAAAUCAUUUAGACGCUCCACGAAAGGUCUCCUCAAUGGGAUUUUUUGUUUGACCGUUGAUCGCGUACAAGAAGCCAAGGAUCAAUUUGCUACGUUGAGGAGUUCCCGAAAGAAUGCUGAGAAAUCUGAUUCACUGAAGAGAUUGUCUCUCAAUGCAGACGUAACCGCUUUCAGGGCCAGAGAUUUGUCACCGCUUGCCGGUCGUGAUUCAGAAAUGGAUUUGGACAAUCGUAAGAGUAUUUCUUCGUCGUAUUCAAAUCCCAACUUAAGGAGGGACGACGAGGCUGAACGCGUGAAAUCAGCCCAAUUGAAUGGCACCAAGCCACUGGCAAACAGUGAAGAAUAUGUAAAAUAUGUGGAGAAUUAUGAGAGGAAUUUGGAGAAACAGAAAGAGGCUGAAAUCUCCAAAAAUGUCCUCUCCAAAGUUAAUAAGAGGAAACCCCAUUCCGUACCCGGUGUAAAGCCCAAUACAUUCCUUAGUCUCAAAGAUCGCGAUAUCGUUGUGAUCGACAAGGCUGACAUCAAGGAGUCUGAAAAGAAUGAGAGUGAGGUGAUUGUUGUGGAUCAUGCCACAAGAUCCAACACCAGCGAAGUUGAUUUGAUUGACAUUCUUGGGCCAAAUUGGCCAGCUGUUGCUGGAGAUGUAGCUCCAGUGUUGAACAGCGACAAACGGAAUGCGCCACUUCCGAAAAAUGAUCGUAACAAGUCGGGAAAUCCAAUUUCUCACUUGAUCAGUACAAGAAGUUCUGAACGGCGUCAGAAAGACAAUAUUGCAAGAUUCAGUGAGGAAUCAGCAUCCAGUUCCUUCGACAGCAGCAGUAGCUUGGCAAAUCGUAAAAAACCUUCAGAGCCACAUUAUGACAAUAUUGGUGGGAGUUCGAGGGCUGAUGAUGAACCUAUUGCACCGUCGCCAAUGUCAGAGAUUCCAGAGACGAAUCUUGGCUUGGGAUCAGUUGUAGAAGUAUCAACUGAUGUCAGUGAAGAUCUCUAUGGGGUUAUUCGAUGGAUUGGCUAUUCACCGGGAAAUUCAGGAGGUGGAAAGGGGAUUUUGGUUGGAGUGGAAUUGGAGGAGGAUCAGCCAGAGAUGCCCUUUACUCUCACAGAUGGCUCCUACAAUGGUAUUCGGCUGUUUAAAUGUCCUCCAGGGCGUGCACUCUUCAUUCCACCGACACAAUGCACCAAGGAUCGACGUUUUCAGGACAUCGAACGACCAUCAACAUCCACAGCGCCUGAUAAUUACAAACUCUUUGGCCAUGUAGAUUGUCCAAUUGUUUCUGGUUCUGUUCCACCUUUAAAAGUGGCCAAACCAAAUGAUCUAGAGACAAUUUGUGGAAAAUUUAAAGGAAUACAGGGACAUCAUAAUUCAUGCUAUCUCGAUGCCACUCUCUUUGCAAUGUUCACAUUCACGAGUGUCUUCGAUUCUCUCCUGUUCCGACCACCAGAUUCAGCUGACAUUCCGCACUAUGAUGAGGUGCAGACGGUACUGCGUGAAGAGAUUGUCAAUCCGCUGCGAAAGAAUCUGUUCGUGCGUGCGGAUCGUGUGAUGAAGUUGCGACAGCUUCUGGACAAAUUGAGCUCAGUCACGGGGCUCAUGUCAGAGGAAAAGGAUCCCGAGGAGUUUCUGAAUAGUCUCCUGGCCCAGAUUUUGAGGGCUGAGCCCUUCCUAAAGCUAAGCUCAGGCCAGGAUGCCUUCUACUAUCAGUUAUUUGUGGAAAAGGAUGAACGUUUGAGUUUUCCGUCAGUGCAGCAACUAUUCGAACAGAGCUUCCUGGCCUCCGACAUCAAACUGAAGGAAGUGCCAUCUUGUCUCAUCAUCCAGAUGCCACGAUUUGGGAAAAACUUCAAGAUGUACCCAAGAAUUUUGCCAUCACAAGUGCUCGAUGUCACUGACAUUAUCGAAGAUUCUCCACGGCAGUGCACAGUUUGCGGGAAAUUGGCAGAGUUCGAGUGCCGUGAGUGUUUUGGCACCUUACAGUGCGGCGUGGGACUCGAGAGUACAGCAUUCUGCCGGAAGUGCCUGGAGACGGCGCAUUCUCACUCCAAGCGUCUUAAUCAUGCGCCGAAAGAGAUCUCAGUUCCUCAUGACUUCAAGAUAAUGGCUGAACACUGUCCUGUUCCGCGACUCUUUAUGGAGCUCUUUGCUGUCGUCUGUAUCGAGACAUCACACUAUGUGGCUUUUGUGAAAGCCGGAUCUGGUCAGGAUGCUCCCUGGUGUUUCUUCGAUUCAAUGGCAGAUCGCAAAGGUGAACUGAAUGGGUACAACAUCCCAGAGAUGGUGUCUGUGUCCGAUCUACCGCAGUGGCUGUCGGAGGACAGUGCUCGGACUCUCCAUGAGGCAGCCUCCAAUGACAAAAUGCUUCCUGAUCACGCAAAGCGUCUCCUGUGCGACGCCUAUAUGUGUAUGUAUCAAAGCACCGAUGUGAUGAUGUAUCGAUAAGGAUAUCACGCUUUAAAAUAAUUCUAAAAAAAAACUUUGCAAUUUUAUUCUGUGUACACCUUUACCUGGCCCUAUUAAAGUCAGAUAGAGGAGUCCUUCAAAAUUUUUAUUCAGAAGAUUGUGUUAUCAGCUUAUAAUUAUUAUACAUAUAUAUAUAAGAAUUUUAAGAAGAAUAUCAGAAGUAAAGAAAAAAAUAAAAUUGAAGUAUUAAUUCUACUUUUAUCAAUAAAUUCCUCCCAAAUA
Molecule: messenger RNA, 4881 nt
Organism: Phlebotomus papatasi
Lineage: Eukaryota; Metazoa; Arthropoda; Insecta; Diptera; Psychodidae
Gene: CYLD
Product: ubiquitin carboxyl-terminal hydrolase CYLD
Exons: 10
Coding region: 91-4638 (1515 amino acids)
Biological process (GO): protein K63-linked deubiquitination
Cellular component (GO): cytosol
Molecular function (GO): K63-linked deubiquitinase activity; cysteine-type deubiquitinase activity
Source: RefSeq, a predicted model, not a curated record